GCGCAGCCUGUGCGUCACUCUCCCACAAGCCUGGCUUUGACAAACUGCAGGGCCCCUAAACUGCUCCUGGAACACGAACAAUGGGUAGGCAACAGCAAGGAUGGCUCGUCUGUGCGAGUUUUCUCGGAUUCGUGGCUACGGUGCAGAGCAUAACGCGAGGAGAGCUGUUCCCCUUCGGUCCAAGCGCAAGAGACCAGUCACUGGAAGCAGGGAAUGACCUGACGCGCCGACUUCAACUGGACAAGCCCCUGUUGUUUUAUGAUGGCACUUUCGACAGCAUCUUCAUCAACACCAAUGGUUUCGUUGCCACAACAGAGCCAACAGCCGAGUCGACAUAUCUUGGCAAUAUGCCCCCAAAAUUUGGUAUGAUUGCAGCUCUGCAAGGAGACCUGGACACAAGUGAUGGUGUGGGCAACGUCUUCUUCCGUCAAGACUCCAGUCGUGAUGUUCUAAUUCGGGCGGCCCAGUACAUCAACGGGGCCUUUCCCGAGGAUGAUGAAGUCAAUCCCACCAAUGCUGUGGUGAUCACCUGGGUUGAUGUCGCCACCCAUCAACCUCCAAGCAGAGGAGAUGGCAUUGACAAGAAGAGAAACACUUUCCAGCUGGUUAUUGCGUCCCUGGAGACUGCAUCCUACGCUAUUGUCUUGUAUGCAAGGGACGGGAUGCAGUUUUCCUCCACGCCUAUACAAGGCAACAGUGCAGUCAUGCACGCUGGCUUCAGUAAGGGUUUCGUCCGGGGUUUCCUGUAUUCCACUCAGGGGCCAUACUACCGCACCUCCACUGAUGACGAGGCAUCCAUCAGGGCUCUAGCAGAAGAGACCAAUUCUGGCAAGCGGGGUUCAUGGGUGUACGAGAUUGGAACUUCUCCCUAUUUCACCAACGUGGCUCCAGGUGAGGUCACUGACCUGCCCUCUGAGGCCACGACACAGGCGCCCACUGAGCGAGUUGAUGAGGAAACUGAUGCAAGGAGGACAGUUUAUACUGACGGACAGGAAGCGCAGGACCCUCCUUAUGAAACAGAGGGGGCGCAGAUCGAAGAUAUAAAUGUAGACGUGUUCUCAUACAAACUGGGGACAUGUGCGAACAAUCAGAAUAAGUGCUCCCAGUUUGGUGACUGCAAGGACCACUCCAGUGGCUACUGCUGCAACUGCAGACCUGGCUUCUAUGGCAAUGGGAUACAGUGUGUGGCAGAGGGGAAGCCACAGAGGAUGAAUGGUAAAUUGUAUGGAAAAGUGUAUGUGGGCGACUCUGCUUCCCCAGUGGAGUUCACCAGCAACGACCUCCACUCAUACGUUGUGGUAAACGACGGCCGUGCCUACGUGGCCAUCAGUGACAUCCCGGACACCAUUGGACCAUCACUCUUGCCCUUGUCCGCCCUUGGUGGUGUGAUUGGGUGGGCAUUUGCUUUGGAGCAGCCUGGCUUCAAGAAUGGCUUCAGCAUUAUUGGGGGGGAGUUCACACGCCAGGCUGAGGUGACCUUUCUGCCAGGGAAUGAGAAGCUGAGCAUCAGGCAGGAGUUCAAAGGCAUCGAUGAGCACGACCACCUGGUGGUGAGCACCAACCUGGAAGGCCAGGUCCCUGAGGUGCCUCUUGGCUCCACCGUGAAGAUCGGCCCUUAUUCUGAGGUCUACCAGUACAGCAACAACUUGAUCACUUCCUCCUCCACUCGGGCCUACGAAGUGAGCUUGCCCGAUGGCUCCACUGACACCAGGACAUUCCAGUGGCGUCAGACCAUUACCUUCCAGAGCUGUCAGCAUGGCGAGUCUUUGAGAGACAUGAAACCAACUCAGAUGCUCAGCGUGGACCAAGUCUUUGUCCUGUACAAUGCUAAUAAUGCACUGAUCCGGUUCGCCAUGAGCAACAAGAUCGGGGAUAUCAAUGGAGGGCAGCCAGAGGAGAACCCAUGUUUCACUGGAAGACACGGCUGUGACACCAACGCUGUGUGCCGACCUGGAGAGGGAAAUCAGUUCACCUGCGUGUGUGCUGCUGGCUUCAAUGGUGAUGGACGCACAUGUUAUGACAUCGACGAGUGCAGAGAGAACCGUCAGAUCUGUGGCUCCCACGCUAUCUGCAACAACCAGCCCGGGACCUUCCGCUGUGAAUGUGAAGAUGGUUAUCUGUUCGGCAACGACGGCCAGACCUGCGUUGAGGUUUAUCGACCUGUGGACGCCUGUGAGGAAGGCACCCAUAACUGUGACAUUCCUGAGCGCGCUCAGUGCAGCUACACCGGAGGCUCGUCCUACAUCUGCUCCUGCCUGCCAGGUUUCAUAGGAGAUGGUCGAGUCUGCCAAGACAUAGACGAGUGCCAGCCUGGAAGGUGUCAUCAGGACGCUACGUGUUAUAACACCCAGGGAUCAUUUACCUGCGAGUGCAGAGCUGGUUACUAUGGCGAUGGCUUCUCCUGCUCUACAGAGAGAAGAAAAACACGAUGCCAGACCCACAGAGACCAGGUUGCGACGGAGUCUAGUCCGCGGGGCCCCCGACCUCCCAUCGGACCGUUCAUCCCCACAUGUGAUGAGAACGGUGGCUAUACACCCACGCAGUGCCAACGUAGCACGGGGUACUGCUGGUGCGUGGACCGGAACGGGCAGGAGAUCCAUGGGACUCGCAAUGGGCCUGGCAGCGCACCAAUGUGCAUCGACCAUGGCAGUGUGUCACCACCCGUUGGACCCACCACUCGACCUGACAUCAACCCUCUGCCUCAAGGAACACACCUGCUGUUCACUCAGAGCGGCAAGAUAGAGCACAUCCCGCUGGAAGGUUCUAAAAUGAAAAAGGACGAUGCCAAGACCGUCCUCCAUCUCCCUGAGAAGGUAAUCAUCGGAGUGGCCUAUGACUGUGUGGAGAAAAUGGUCUACUGGACUGAAAUCACAUCCCCCUCAAUCAGCAAGGCCAGCAUCCAGGGGGGGGAGCCCACCACCGUCAUCAGAUCAGAUCUGGGCAGCCCAGAGGGUAUUGCCAUCGACCACUUGGGACGAACCAUGUUCUGGACGGACUCGGUGAGGGAUCACAUUGAGGUGGCUUCUUUGGACGGAUCCCAACGUCGUGUCAUUAUUGACUCGGAUCUCGUCAACCCUCGCGCUAUCAUCACUGACCCUCCCAAUGGUAAUCUUUACUGGGCCGAUUGGAACCGCGAUGCCCCCAAGAUCGAGACCUCUUACAUGGAUGGAUCCAACAGGAGGGUGCUGAUUAAAGACGAUCUCGGCCUGCCGAACGGCUUGACUUACGACUCCCAGAGCUCUCUGCUUUGCUGGGCAGACGCAGGCACACAUAAAAUGGAGUGCACACAUCCGGGCCACGGCGACCGCAGAAUGGUUAUGGAGGGGCUUCAGUACCCUUUUGGGAUCACGUCAUUUGGAAAGAACAUCUACUACACUGACUGGCGGAGGGAUGCCGUAGUUGCCGUGGACCGCCAAUCCGGCAAGGAGUCAGACGAGUUCCAGCCUCAGAAACGGACCAAGAUAUAUGGGAUCACAACAGCCUACGCCCAGUGUCCAUCAGGACAAAACUACUGUGCUGUGAACAACGGGGACUGCACCCACCUCUGUUUAGCGACCCCCAACGGCCGCUCCUGCAGAUGUCCUAGUAACGCAGUGGGUGUGGGCUGUGUGGAGAGAGACAGCGGUUAGGACGGCUGUGCUCAGAGAGUUGACACUGUUUGGAAGUUUGACCGCAAAUUUAGGAGCCACUCAGCAUUACUAAACUAUAGCUGCUGAAAAUGCCACUGAAACCCAGAGGUGAACUUACUGUGCCUUUUAUUGCUCAGUGUUAUGCUUAUCUGCAUUUUAUACAUUUCCCUUUACGAAAUCACAACUGCGAAAUAUUGAGAAUUGUAAAUAUAAACACUAUUAUUUGGUCUUUUCCUGAGUGCACAUAGACUGAGAAUAAAGCUCAAGGGAUACAUACAUGAAUGUGAAAUUCAUCACAGCGAUGCAUGACGCCAUCUUGUGUCGGCUGCGUUGCACUGGGGCAUAUUUGGAUUAGUUUAUCUCCUUAAAGUGUUAUUGUGGGAUAGGACGAGUGUCUGUACAAGCUGGUGGGAUGAGUUCAAAUGCUGGGCAGCAAAAGAAUAAAAAAAUUUCUAACAUGU
Molecule: messenger RNA, 4090 nt
Organism: Pseudoliparis swirei
Lineage: Eukaryota; Metazoa; Chordata; Actinopteri; Perciformes; Liparidae
Gene: nid1a
Product: nidogen 1a
Exons: 20
Coding region: 81-3629 (1182 amino acids)
Biological process (GO): cell-matrix adhesion
Molecular function (GO): calcium ion binding
Source: RefSeq, a predicted model, not a curated record